UAUUUAAAGAUUUAGGGCACCCCAGCACGGUGUGAUCUCACAAUGUGGCUUAUUGUCAUCAGCAAUCAUUGUAAACAUACAUGAUUUCUGCUGAUAUUGUUGGGAUCAGUGGCAUUGAAAAUUGCUAGGUCAUCAACAAAAAGUGAGCAAUCAAAUGGAAAUAUAUAUGUAAAGGUAAAAAAAACUUACGAGUCACGCACAGUUAUAUGAUUAUGACGAAAUAACCGUCUUCAAGUAUUGACAAAAUCAGUCAUUUUCUUUUUUAAUCCAGGACAUGUCACUUUUAAAUAUGAUGGUUUGACUUGAGGAAUCCAGAAGACAAUAAGAUGCAAUUUCCUAUAACUUCUACAACAGACUUUAAUCUACUGAAGUGUAAUACAUAUGUUUCCAUUUUGCACAAAAUAGUAUUUGAUGAUUUGACUGAGUUGCUCAGGGAACUGUUACAACACUCCAUUGCUGAUUCUCAGGUAGAAGAUUAUUACAAGGCAGUUAGGGGACAGUUUCCAAGUCGGUUUAUACAGAGAGAAGAAGAACUCAUUAUUAAUGCUGUAGGAACUGGAUACAAAUGUUUCGAUAUUACAAUCAUAACAAAACUCCUUCGACAUUUACCUGAAAAAAUCCAUUUUGAAACACAUUUGUCAUCACUAGCCAGAGUAAGAAAUGAAAUUUGUCAUUUACCAAACACAGAUAUUACUCAACCACAGUUUGAGACCUAUUUUGAUGAGUGCUGUGACAUAGCCUCCGCCUUGGAGGACUAUCUAAAGAAACCAAAGUUAUUGGUACAGAAAUUCCAGAUCAUAUACGAAGUUAACAUACGUUCCAAAGAAGGUAGGACUGACUUGCAAAUAGAGGCAUUAAAUCACUCAUUGAUCGAACUGAAUACUGAAUUUCAGGUAGAGGAAAUAUGUUAUUCAGACUUGGAAGAAAGACUUUAUAUCUUGGAGGAACAGAUUAGUCAGAUAGAUAGACAAACAGAUGAAAGACACAGACAAGUGGUUUAUUUGAAGACAGUUGUACAGCAAGUGCAUGAAAAAUUUGAUCCACCUGAAGAAGGCUAUUGGAAUCAAAAUGCACAAGAAGGACUAUAUAUCGAGCCUGAUUCUCUAAAACACAGAGAGACAGAACCACCUGAUAAGGCUAGACAAGGUUCUUUUUUGGACAUAACAGCAGAAGUAACAACAGUUGAAAAAGAAAGUUGUGAAAGACAUGAAAAUAUACAGCAUUGUAUUCCAUUUACUAGACCAACGCCAUAUCUUGAGUCCUUAAAUGCAUGUGGAGACCAUGGUUAUAGAACAAGUACUAAUAGAAAUCCAACUGCCAUAGGAACAUGUAGGGAUCAUUCAGCAGCUUUUCCAACUAUAAAACCUGUGUUUUGUGAUAAAAGAAGUUCAAAUGAAAUUGAUGGGUCGGUGGUUCAUCUAAAAGAUGGAACUACUCAUAGAUUUGGAUUGGGUCAGUCAAGUUCCUCCCACGUGGAAAUUGUUGAAAAUAAAAGAGUCUUACAAAGCUCUAGUACGUCGGUUGAUACGAUUAUUCAACUUUCAGAUGAAGAGUUCGGGGCUUGUCGAAGUCAGAGUCAGGAUGAUAAGCUACCAAAGACACACAAAGAAGAAUACUAUGCGAUUCAAACUUCAAAUGGAAAACAGAUACAAGUAGGAGAUUCUUUAGCAAAAACAGAUCUGCUUUCCGGAUAUCCACUUCCUUCUCAGGGCAACGUUUCUAGCUCGAAUGGUAUUGAUAUUCAUCAAAAUUAUAAAAAACAAUCAUCCAGACCACACUUGUUGACAAAACUAUUAUCUUUGUUACCAUCCAAACCAAAGCAACUGUGUGACUUCGUAUUUUCAUCUAAGAGAAACAGGAAAAGAAUGAAGAGAAGAAAGAGAAAAGACAGUUUGGAUGAUCUUGGUGUAGAGUGGAGACUGGGUGACAAAAAACUGAAUAAGGAAUUUAAAAAUGACAUGAAUCAAGAUCUUAAGAGCUACUGUGGAACUGCAGUUGUCCUCCAUUCCAACGACGACAAUGAAAAUGCUGCACAUUUUCAAAGAGAACUGAAUAUAGGAGUUCCAAACAUGAAAAUAGAAUUUCAAGCUGAAGUGUGUUUACCAGGACAAUUUCGGUCUAAUGUGAUCCCGUAUUUGGAAAGACAAUAUAUUUUUGUUUUAAUAUCUAAAAAUUACAAAAAGUCAGCAGAUUUUCAGUUCAUAGUCGAAAAAUGUCUCUUGUGUUUAGAAAAGGAUAAAAAAUAUGGACAGUUAAUUCCAGUUUUAAUGACAAAACAAGACAAACUGCCAGAUGAGUUUUUGGCAAAGAAGCCAGUGGCAUUUUUUGAUGAACAUUCAAUGAAAAAGCUUUUCCGGUCAAUUUCAUGUUAGUUUGUUUUUAAAUAAAGGUGUAACCGUUU
This is a messenger RNA of Mytilus californianus (California mussel), 2401 nucleotides long. RefSeq lists its product as uncharacterized. The transcript is spliced from 10 exons. The record is from RefSeq and is a predicted model, not a curated record. NCBI's taxonomy places the organism in Eukaryota, Metazoa, Mollusca, Bivalvia, Mytilida, Mytilidae. The coding region runs from base 327 to 2372 and encodes 681 amino acids.